Oldenlandia corymbosa var. corymbosa is the source of this 2106-nucleotide messenger RNA. NCBI's taxonomy places the organism in Eukaryota, Viridiplantae, Streptophyta, Magnoliopsida, Gentianales, Rubiaceae. The record is from the annotation of a GenBank genome assembly.
GGGGGAAAUGACAUCUUCUAAGAUAACAGAACUAUUGCUUAUGGUUACUUUGUGCUUGUGUUCAUCAUCACCCGUAGUAAGAUGUAAUGAUGAUACUAAGAUUUUGGUUUAUCAGCCAAAUUGCUUGAGGGUGCCUUUUGAUCGUUUUGUGGCGUCGGUAAACUCCACAAUUCACAGAGUUGGGAAGAUGACCUCUUCUUUUGCGUCCGAAUCAUAUAACAUUUCAAGAGACUGUCUCAGGGUGUCCAAUGCUCUUUCUGAUUGCCUCGAGUUGCUUGAUACUUCAGCCGAUCAAUUAGGCUGGACCUUGGAAGCUUUACUCAAUCCUCUACGUACAAAAGUUGGAACGGGGGAUUUGAGUUCAGACUUGAGGACAUGGCUAAGCAGUGUUAUAGUCAACCUAGACUCAUGCAAAGAAUUAUUAGACCAUGGCCGCAGCAACAACAACAGCAAAAUCUCAUUGGGAAAAGAACUCAAAAAAAUCGCCUCAUUAGUCUUACACACACUUGCAAUGGUGCAUCCGAAUCGCAAUGCAAAUGAUGAAACACAACAGCGUCCUUUUUGGCUUGAACUUAGACGCCGGAAACUCGUUCAGGCCUGUAAAGAAUCCGCCAAUGCCGUGGUGGCGUUGGACGGUUCCGGACAAUUUACUAGCAUCAAUAAAGCUGUGAAAUCCGCGCCGAAGCAUUCCCCGGAGCCAUUUGUGAUAUACGUGAAAAGAGGCGUUUAUAAUGAGUAUGUGGUCGUCAAGAAGAAUAAAUGGAAUAUUGUUAUGAUCGGGGACGGAAUGGAUGCUACAAUAAUUACCGGUAGCCGAAGUGUCGCCGACGGCCUCAAAACCUAUCAUUCAGCCACCUUUAGCGUGAAGGGCCGAGGUUUCAUAGGAAAAGACAUGACAUUUGAGAACACGGCCGGGCCGGAAAAGCAUCAAGCCGUGGCGUUCCUUUCCGAUUCCGACCAAUCCGUACUAUACAGAUGUAGCUUCAGGGGUUACCAAGACACUCUAUACACCCACAACAACCGCCAGUUCUACAAAGAAUGCGUGAUCACCGGAACCAUCGAUUUCAUCUUCGGCCACGGCACCGUAGUCUUCCAGGACUGCCAGGUCAUCGCCCGGAAAGGGCUACCGGAUAAGAACAACACAAUCACGGCUCAGGGCCGGAAAUCUUUGGGACGCUUCUCGGCUUUCUCAUUACAAUCAUGCAACAUCACGGUGACGCCGGAAGCCGUGGCUGCGUCGGUGGAGACGUACCUCGGCAGGCCCUGGAAACGGUACUCGACAACGGUGGUGAUGCAGUCGGAAAUCAGCGCCGGGAUCUCGCCUCAGGGGUGGCUUCCCUGGUCCGGGGAGUAUGCCCUUGAUACGCUGUAUUAUGGAGAGUACAUGAAUGUUGGGAGUGGGGCCGAUGUGAGUAAACGAGUCGGGUGGCCGGGUUUUCAUGUGAUUACGGAUGCCGCUGUUGCGGAGGGAUAUACAGUGGCAAAUUUGAUUGCUGGAAAUGCGUGGUUGCCUUCAACAGGCAUACCAUACAAAGCAGGAUUGUGACACAUUAAUUUUUGUGUAUUAUUAUUAUUAUUUGUACAAGAGAAUGGGAAUUAUGGUUAGUGGUCAACUGUGUGGCACAAAUGAUGAAUCAGUUGAUUAUAUCUUCUUUAGAUGUGAUUAUUGCUCAAGGAAUUUUGACAGGUUUAAUUGAAGCAGUAGUGUGGAGCGAAUAAAUUGCCUCACAUACAUCAAGAUAGAGUACUCAAUCGUUAUUGCAGCAGUAGCGUUUUCAAUCCGUGAGAAAGAAAAUUUUGUUUCAAAAUUUUGUUUGCAUCCAUAAUAGUUUGUGUACAUCACAUCUGGGCCAGAAAGAGAUAAUCGAAAGUUUGGUGCUGCUCAGAUUUAGAAGACAUCUAAUAUUAGAUUCAAGGAGAUCCAGCAAGAGGGUUCAUGUCGAAAGUUGAAAAAGUAGAUGUGAUCUGAUUAGAAAAGUUAGGAAUAGAGUUUGAACAAAAAGAAAAGAUGUAAAGAGUCCAAAGAUUUGUGGUGUCCUAGGUAAAGUGUGAUACUCUGUUCAAUUUUUAUAAGAGUUAGGCUUAUUAAUACAUUUACCAUUUUAC